AUGGGAUUUGGCUUGCAAGAAAGAUGGGUUAGUGGAAGAAAGCAUAGAAAGAGUAGAAAGAGCAAGGAAAUGCAAAGACAGCAUCCACGUGGCGCAACAGAUUUGCAAAGGAGCAUUCUGGAAAUGUCUAAGUUUAAAGUUAUUUUCUACACAAGGGGCAAGUUUGUAAAAGACCCUGAACUGAAAUACGAUGGUGGGGACAUGUAUGCUUUUAGUGGUCAAGAUAGUGACUAUUGGUCUUUCUUUGAGGCCUGUGAUUUAGUUAAGAGUAUUGACCCUGAAUUUGAUGUUGAGAUGGUUAAGAUGUGGUGGAAACAUGAAGCAGGAUCAUUUGAAGCUGAUUUAAAUCCAUUCAGAGAUGAUGGAGAUUCUGCUGAGUUGGCUGCUUAUGCUGUUGGUCAUGGAGCUGAAGUUGAGAUAUAUUGUGAGCCAAAACCAGAUGAAGGAGAGCUGACUUUUAUGGAAUCUGUUAGGCAAAAAGGGAAGGGUAAGGCUUGUGCAUCAGAGAAGGAACCAUUACAUGAAUGCAGUGGAGAUUCAAGUGAUGAGAGUAUCAAGGAUGUACACUUUGAUGACAGUGAGGAAGAAAGGAUGAAUGGGUUUGAAGAUGACUUUGAGGAACUAGUGGGUGUAGGUAAAACUAGUGAAGUCAGGAGUCCACCUGUUACAAACAAUGCUGUCCCUAAUGAAACAGACAAUAACAUAUUUAUUACAGAUGAGAUGGGCAAGGCACAUGUAAUUGAGGAGGAAUACAUGACAGAUGAAUUGGACAGUGGAGCUGAUGAUGAUAGUGGUGAUGACAGACCAUGUGUUAUAAGGUUCAAUGCAGAAGAAUCUUUCACAAAAGAUUUUGUUUUUAAAGUUGGAAUGGAGUUUCGUUCACUUAAGCAGUUUAAAGAUGCUAUACUAGAGCACAAUGUUCUUAAUGGGAGGGAAGUUAAGUUUGUAAAGAAUGAUGCCAAUAGAUGUAGGGUAGUAUGUAAGGAUAAGGAGAAGUGUGAUUACACUGUGCUAUGUAGUAGAGUCCUAACAUCCACUACUUUUAGGAUUAAAACCUUGUAUUCUAAGCACAAGUGUGGAAGACAGUUCUUUAAUAGAUGUGCUAAAGCUGAUUGGGUGGCUAAGGUCAUUGUUGAUGGGUUGAAGAACAACACAAAGAUGAAGUUGAAUGAUGUGGUGGCAGAUGUUAGGCUUAGAUAUGCAACAGAAAUUCCAGGUUGUAGGGCAUUCAAGGCAAGGCAGAUUGCUAGACAGAUUGUGGAAGGGGACUCUAGUCAGCAAUUCAACCUCCUUUGGUCUUAUGGUGCUGAGUUAAGAAGGGCAUCCCCAGGGAAUACAUUCAAACUCAAUACAACAUGUGCUGGUGAAGGGUUAAAUCCAAGAUUUGAGAAGUGUUAUAUGUGUUUUGAUGGGACUAAGAUGGCAUUAAAAAAAGCAUGUAGACCUUUCAUUGGAUUGGAUGGAUGUCACUUGAAGCAUAAAUAUGGUGGAAUUCUGCUCAUUGCUGUAGGAAGAGAUCCAAAUGAUCAGUACUUGCCAAUUGCAUUUGCAGUUGUAGAAAAUGAAUCAAAGGACACUUGGAGCUGGUUCAUGAAGUUGUUGUUGGAAGAUAUUGGUGAUGGAAGAUGGUGUUUUAUCUCUGACCAGCAAAAGGGUCUGGUCAAUGUGUUUGAUGAGGAGUAUCCUUCCUUUGAGCAUAGAUUCUGUUUAAGGCAUCUUUAUGCUAACUUCAAAAAGAAGUUUGGUGGAGGGACAUUGUUUAGGGAUCUAAUGAUGGCUGCUGCUAAGGCAACUUAUUAUGAGGUGUAA
This is a messenger RNA of Vicia villosa (hairy vetch), 1809 nucleotides long. RefSeq lists its product as uncharacterized. The transcript is spliced from 3 exons. The record is from RefSeq and is a predicted model, not a curated record. The coding region runs from base 1 to 1809 and encodes 602 amino acids. Lineage: Eukaryota; Viridiplantae; Streptophyta; Magnoliopsida; Fabales; Fabaceae.